Bipolaris oryzae ATCC 44560 is the source of this 1560-nucleotide messenger RNA. RefSeq lists its product as uncharacterized. Bases 1 to 1560 code for a protein of 519 amino acids. Gene Ontology annotation, biological process: L-tryptophan biosynthetic process. Gene Ontology annotation, molecular function: anthranilate synthase activity. The record is from RefSeq and is a predicted model, not a curated record. Lineage: Eukaryota; Fungi; Ascomycota; Dothideomycetes; Pleosporales; Pleosporaceae. The transcript is spliced from 10 exons.
AUGGCGCCACAGCUAGGCAUUCAGCCAUCGCUUGACACCGUUCGAGAAGUAUUGGCCACAUCAAUCAAGUCUCCCAAUCCACCAAACCUGGUGCCCGUGUACUCGUCGAUUCCUGCCGAAUUUCUCACACCGUCGAGCAUAUAUCUGAAGAUCUCCGCAAAAUCAAAGUCAAGGCUGUCGUUUCUUUUCGAGAGCGCCGCAACUACCGAGACCAUAGGACGGUACAGCUUUAUUGGUGCAGACCCUCGGAAAGUUAUCAAGACGGGCCCCGGCCAUGGCGAAGAGACCGAUCCACUACCUCUACUCGAGGAGGAGCUCGCAAAGAGCCGUGUUGCGACUGUACCCUCGAUACAACUACCUCCCCUGACCGGUGGCGCUGUUGGAUACGUUGGCUAUGACUGUGUCAAAUACUUUGAGCCCAAGACAAGACGAGAUGACAUGAAAGAUGUGCUGGGUGUACCCGAGAGUCUCUUCAUGCUCUUCGAUACAGUGGUUGCAUUGGAUCAUUUCGCGCAGGUUGUCAAGGUCAUAACAUACGUCAAGGUUCCAGAUAGCCUCGACAAUCUCGAGGCGGCGUACGAAGAAGCCAGGAGCACACUGCAAAGAUAUGUGACAAUACUGAAGGACAAGGACAUUCCGUUGCCCGAGCAAGGGCCGAUCAAGUUGGGCAACGAGUAUACAUCGAACAUUGGACGAGAGGGAUAUGAAAACCACGUCAAGGAGCUGAAAAAGCACAUUAGCGUUGGCGACAUUAUCCAGGCAGUGCCAUCGCAGCGAUUCGCAAGACCGACCUCAUUGCACCCGUUCAAUGUGUAUAGGAACCUGCGAAGCGUAAACCCAUCGCCAUACCUAUUCUUUGUCGACUGUGACGAAUUCCAGAUUGUGGGAGCCAGUCCCGAGUUGCUGGUCAAGGAGGAGCAGGGUCGCAUCAUCACGCACCCGAUUGCCGGGACUGUCAAGCGGGGCAAGACACUGCAGGAGGAUGCCGCACUUGCGGAAGAGCUCUCUCAGUCGCUCAAGGACCGAGCAGAACAUGUCAUGUUGGUGGACUUGGCUCGCAAUGACGUCAAUCGUGUGUGCGACCCACUUACCACCAGGGUGGACAAGUUGAUGGUUGUGCAAAAGUUUUCGCACGUGCAGCACCUGGUGUCGGAGGUAUCUGGCGUACUGCGACCUGGCAAGACGCGAUUCGACGCGUUCCGCUCGAUAUUUCCCGCUGGAACGGUGAGCGGAGCGCCCAAGGUUCGCGCCAUGGAACUCAUCGCCGAGCUGGAGAGGGAGAAACGCGGUGUGUACGCCGGCGCAGUGGGCUACUUUGGCUACGGCAGUGUUGAUGGCGAUAAAGAAAUUGAAGGGGCCAUGGACACAUGCAUUGCGCUAAGGACAAUGUUGGUCAAAGAUGGCAUCGCCUAUCUCCAAGCAGGGGGAGGCAUAGUGUUUGAUUCGGACCCAUACGAUGAGUGGAUGGAGACUAUCAACAAGUUAGGCGCGAACACGCAUUGCAUCACGUCAGCGGAAGAGAAGCAUCUGGCCGAGCAGAGUGAGGGCGAAGGGGCCUAG